CAGUCCAUAUUGCUUUUCAGAAUUAUCUGGACUUGACGAAGAUAUUUUGAUCGAAUUCUCCUAGAGACAGGAAGAUUGCAAUGUUUAAAAAUCGCGAUGUGCAAAACGAAGAAGAUAACGAUCUCUGUGUACAUUACGGAACUCCCUUUGCGCCUCUAGAUGAAGAUGAACAGCCAAUCAGAAAGCCAGUUCCAAUCCAUGAACAGGUCGUAACUGACGAUAGAGGGCGACAAAGGUUCCAUGGCGCUUUCACUGGAGGUUUCUCGGCUGGGUUCUUUAACACUGUGGGGUCCAAAGAGGGCUUCGAACCGCAGACUUUUCAGUCAUCACGAUCGAGUCGACAGUCAUUCAAGCAGAAAGAUGUGAACGAUUUUAUGGAUGAAGAGGAUAUUAAUGAGUUCGGAAUUGCUCCCAAGAGGUUAAAAGUUAACGAGGAUUUUGUCAAUGAAAAGUCAGCCGGUCAAGUUAAUAAAAAGUUAGAUCUAAUUGAACGACACAUUCAAGCUAAUCCAGUUGAUUUAGGGAUCCGUUUAUUGAGACGUCUCGGAAUAAGAGAUGGUAAAGGCGUUGGUGCUAAUGUAGAAAGGGCUCUUUCCAUAGCCCAAGGCAGUAAUGAUUCAAACGAGGAACUAGAAUGUGGAAAAGUUUAUACUUGUGCCAGGCCACCCCCGGAAUUCGAACUUCUGGCUGAGCCGGACUCAAUAGAGCCUGAUAUGAUGAGAAAGUUUAGGUUAGCUCCUGAUGAUGUCUCAGCAUUUGUUGUCGACAGUCACAAAAACGACCGUAAAGGAUUAGGUUACACGGGGCUGAAUCCAGAAGUCUUUGUGGGGCGAAAAGGUAAUAAUUUUGUAUCGAGAACUGUUACGGGAAUGUCAGGUCAAGCGUUUGGCGUUGGAGCUUUUGAAGAUGAAGAUGACGAUGUGUAUGCGCAUGAAAAUAUGAGCGAGUAUGAUUUUGAAAUCGGACCUGCGAGAUUGAAAGAUAAACGAGAAGCUAACAAAAUUGGUCUCGGUGUUACGGAAGGGUUUUUGAAAGCUAAGAAGAGUUUUGAAAUGAAACAAGUUAAAGCGCCUAAAUUACCACCUAACUAUAAGCCUUCAGUGCCUAAAUCAGUGCUAAGUUUGGCUGAGAAAGAUAGUUCUAAAGAUCUGGAACUCUCGAAACCUUUAGUUUUUGCCGGAGUACGUACAAAACAAGGACUAAUUGAACCCGUUACCAGCAAAUCAGCCAACCCUUUUUCUAGUAACAAAGUUGGCAAAGCAGUAUUGAAUAUAUCAGAUACAACUGAAAAUGCGAUACACAAUUUUGCCAAUGGUUCUAAUGAUAGCAAAUUAGAAUGGUCUGAAAAUUCGGCCGAAAAGCAGUUUAAACCUUCUAUUUUACCGACUAACUCUAGAUUUGUGUCUGCUGGAAAGUUGGACACAUUGAGCAAUCGGGUUAUUGAACACGAGCACAUUGAAACUCCGAGAGAAAAAGCAGCGCGCAUGAAAAUGUUUGGACCUUUGACACGAUCAGUAAUGCCUUUUCGCUUUGCGCCAGUAGUAUGCAAACGUUUUAACGUAAAAACCACAGCCGAGAAUUCUUACGAGCCAAAACUACAAGAAAACUCAGUUAAAAGUAUGUUUAAUGGAGGAUCAUCAAAUAAUAGUGCGUCGGUCAUUGAACUCGCAGUAGGAGUUAAUAAUACUCAAAAAGAUAAAUCAUUAGCUAAUCGGUCUGCGUCGAAGUCGAACUUUCUAGCAUUUUUAAAUGACGAGCCUCAAUCGCAAAAUUAUGGUCAAAAAACGUCAUCAAGUAGCUCAACAGAAAAUGCUAUGCGUAAUAAACAAGUGACCGAAAACAAUGAACUCAGUUCGAAGGUAAACCAUAAUAACGAAGAAAAGUCAGCAAAUGAAACUUACGCAAAUUCUGAAGAAGUUUUGGACUCUCUUAAAAAUGUCAACCUUCUUUUAGAUGUUUUUGGAGACGACGACGAGGAUGAUGGCGAUGACGAUAAUAAUCCGAGCGACUAUGAUCCAAAAAACGCUGAAAAUGUGUUGAGUUCAACGUUUUUGAAAAGUAAAAGUGUUUCAAAUGAACUAAUUGGUGGACAUUCUUCUGAAGAUUUUGACUCGUUCAGUAAAUUUUUCAAAGUACCCGAAAACAUAUCUACAAUUCAGAGUUCGCAUAAUUCAUCUACUUUGCCAGAAAAUUGCAAAAUGAAAGAAGGAAGUGAACAACAAGAAUCAGUCGAAUCAGAUGAUGAGUUUGGUCCGAGCUUACCUCCAAUAUUACCAGUUGUGUUCUCUAGCGACAAAUCUGAAAUCAGCCAGGAAAAUCCGAAAACAGAACUCAAUGUUUUAGAAUCACUUCAGUCAUCAAGCUUGAGUUUAGAGCUGGUUGAGAAAACGCGCGAGCAGCUGAAACAUAAAAAGAAGAAUAAAGAGAAAAGGCACAAAAAAUCUUCAAAAAGAUAGUCACAAUUUGGGAGGCCACAAAGAUCAGUUUAUUGUCCGAGUCGGUGCUUUGGUCGAUGAACGCCCGUUUCUAAAGGAGAGGAUUGAUGAGCUUUAGUGGUGAGAGGAAUCAAACCAUUGAGUGGUGGCAUUGUUAUGGCUUUCAACUUGGAUUUAUACCAUCAAUUCUAUUUAGCGGACGUCGCUAGUUCACACGGUUUCACGCUUUGACUAGCACGUUGUUAAGUGUUUUGAACAAAAAGGGUUGGACCUGGAUUGGUACGCAGUGGAAUUCAUUGAGUGUCAUUGACUUGAGUAUAUGGUAGCUAAACCAUAUAUUCUCUUUGUUAUUACUUCUGAUUUAAAUUACUUAAUCGAACUGAGAUUUUGCUAUUGAAAGUAAAACCAA
This is a messenger RNA of Symsagittifera roscoffensis, 2844 nucleotides long. RefSeq names its product G patch domain-containing protein 1-like. The coding region runs from base 81 to 2456 and encodes 791 amino acids. Gene Ontology annotation, cellular component: nucleus. The transcript has a single exon. NCBI's taxonomy places the organism in Eukaryota, Metazoa, Xenacoelomorpha, Acoela, Convolutidae. Gene Ontology annotation, biological process: mRNA processing. The record is from RefSeq and is a predicted model, not a curated record. Gene Ontology annotation, molecular function: RNA binding.